Bursaphelenchus okinawaensis is the source of this 406-nucleotide messenger RNA. NCBI's taxonomy places the organism in Eukaryota, Metazoa, Nematoda, Chromadorea, Rhabditida, Aphelenchoididae. The record is from the annotation of a GenBank genome assembly.
AUGUCCCCUCAGAGACAUCAAGAGAAACCGAAUGGAGAUGAAGGCCAGGAUUUGGCACGUCCUGGAGAAGAUGGCCUUGAAGGUCAUGGUUUGCUGGGUCAAGAUGAGGCUGGAGCUGAUCAUGAUGGAGACGUUUUAUUGGGUCAAGAAGAAGAAUUUGGUCACCGUGUGAUGGCAGCUCACUUGCCGGAGCUGCAACUGGAAGGUAAGUGGUUUCAACAGUCUACGCUAUUAGCGCUUCAACCGUUUUGUCCCCGGCUUCCGUUUUAUCCCCGGGCCCGUUUUGUCCCCGGCCCAAAAAAUUAUUCAAUAUAAUAGUAUCAUUGGUCAUUUUAGACCAAGUUUAGGACGUACAGUACAAAAAAUACAGAAUUUUAUUACAGAGACAAGACAAAGAACAUGUUGA